AUGCAAUCCCAAAGCAGUCUGAGCAGCCAAUUGAGCAGUCUAUCGAGUCACAAUCCCUGCCUGGCGCUGGGCUCCGAGCAGGACGAGAAGCCGCUGCCACCUUCGUUUGUCGGCGAGACAGACCCGUAUAUGACUCGGGCUGAUAAUGACGACGAAAUUGAGGCGCUUCCAUCUCUGCCUAGUUGGUGCCGCGAGAUCCCUGCUGCUCUGAGGGAAGCCACCACAUCUCAACGCGAAGAACCAUCUCUUAAGGACUUGACGGACGAGACCCUGGACACUUGGCGUGCGCGAGAGUUCUCGAAGAUGAUGGGCAGUGGUAGCGGCGCGCAGCAGGAAGCAUCGAGUAGCACCAAGUUCCCACUGCUUAUUGGUGUCUGGUACAUAUGUCUUCAAGAGUGGGAUGAGACGUCGCUAAAGCUGCGCGAGGUGGAGACGCAAGUCACAUGCAAGGCAGUAUAG
Molecule: messenger RNA, 459 nt
Organism: Didymella exigua CBS 183.55
Lineage: Eukaryota; Fungi; Ascomycota; Dothideomycetes; Pleosporales; Didymellaceae
Exons: 2
Coding region: 1-459 (152 amino acids)
Source: RefSeq, a predicted model, not a curated record